Molecule: messenger RNA, 1913 nt
Organism: Budorcas taxicolor (takin)
Lineage: Eukaryota; Metazoa; Chordata; Mammalia; Artiodactyla; Bovidae
Gene: ABHD14A
Product: abhydrolase domain containing 14A
Exons: 9
Coding region: 1011-1745 (244 amino acids)
Cellular component (GO): cytoplasm
Source: RefSeq, a predicted model, not a curated record
GGAACCUGAGGCCCUGAGAAAAAGGGGCUUGUCUGCAAAGCUACAUGAGAAUGAGGCAACUGGCAGAGCUGGCGGAACCCCGGGGUCCACCUGUGCGGCUCAGAGCUCUUUCCUCAAGAGACCUUCACUCUCGGUCUCCCCACCAAGCAAACCUCAGAGCAGGAAACCAGCUAGGCCGAGAAGACCCAGGCCUGGGGAGCUGAUCUGAGGGUCAAGUGCCUGUCCCUGCAAGAGAAAGAAGAGGAAACGACAGACCCUAAAAGAAAAGAACCCAGAUAAACAUACCUGUGGCAAUGUACAGGAUGAGAAGGAACCCACAAAGAGAAGGAGAGGGAAUGAGCAAGAGCGAGACCAGGGCAGGCAAGCGGCCCAUCCCCAUCAGCAGGGCUGCUCCUCAUGCUAGCCCCCGCAGGAAAUCUAGCAGCCCUGUGUGCCACUCCUCGGGUUUGUCAAGGUCAUGGAUUGGCACCGCAGUCCCAAAGGAGUCGGGGCUGGAGUGGGAAAAAAAAAAAUCUAUUUUCCGGAGCCGGAAACCGGAGCGCUGAGCGGGGAAAAGCUUUGGAGUUCCGGCCGACGAAGCCCGCGAGGUGGUCAGCGCGCUGCCCGCUGAGGCCCAACACACGGUCGCCGAGGCCAGGCGCGCUCUCCGGCACCGCCACCUCGGGCUCUCUCCCCUCCGAGGACCUCGGCUGUGGAUCGCAGGGUCUGCUCUCAGGCCGAAAAACAACCUGGAAAAUCUGGACAGUGGGAAGUGGGGCCGGGCCUCUGUGCUUUGGGGGUGCCUCCCCCCAGUGUCCCUUGCAACUUGGCUGCCAGGCGCGGGACUGAGAGCGCGGACUGCGCAAGCGCACUGAGGCUCUCCGCCACCUAGUGACCGCAGCGGCCCACAGAGUGGUGGAAGCAGCGCCAACCUCGCGGCGCCGUUCGACCGCUGGUUGCAUCCGAGCAGAGCCCGCCCAGCGGUGGCGGGUCCAGUCAUCCCAGUUGGCCCGACUGUGGUACAGACCUCCAUGAGCCGGUCCCAGGUUGCCCUGCUGGGCCUGGGCCUGGGCCUGCUGUUCAUGCUGCUGCUAUAUGUGGGGCUGCCAGGACCCCCUGAGCAGACCUCCUGGCUCUGGGGAGACUCCAAUGUCACGAUCCUGGCUGGUCUCACCCCUGGCAGCUCCCCCAUUUUUUACCGUGAGGUCCUCCCAUUCCACCGGGCCCACAGGGCGGAUGUGGUGCUGCUCCAUGGAAAGGCCUUUAGCUCUCGGACGUGGGAGCGGCUGGGCACACUGCAGCUGCUGGCGCAGAGAGGCUACCGGGCCGUGGCCCUUGACCUUCCAGGUUUUGGGAACUCGGCACCUUCAAAGGAGGCAAGCACAGAGGCAGGGCGGGCAGAGCUGUUGGAGCGAGUGCUGCAGGACCUACAUGUGCAGAACGCCGUGUUGGUGAGCCCUUCACUGAGUGGCCGCUAUGCCCUGCCUUUCCUGAUGCGAGGCCACCACCAGCUGCGUGGAUUUGUGCCCAUUGCACCUGCCUCCACCCAGAACUACACCCAGGAACAAUUCCAGGCUGUGAAGACCCCGACUCUCAUCCUGUAUGGGGAGCUGGACCGCACCCUGGCUCUGGAGUCACUGCGGCAGCUCCGCCAUCUGCCCAACCAUUCCACGGUGAAGUUGCGCAAUGCAGGCCACGCCUGCUACCUCCACAAGCCACAAGACUUCCACCUCGAACUUCUUGCUUUCCUUGACCAUCUACUGUGAGCUCACCCACUGUCCAGGCCCCAGGCCUGGCUGGAACUUGGAGAGUCUGGACAAGUCCGUACCAGGGCAGCAGCCCCUGUGCUUAGAGGGCAGAGGCCAGAGGGCUAGACCCAGUUGGGACCUUUCAUUUUAUCUCAGAGGCACAAUAAAAAAAAAGCAUUUUUGUCA